This is a messenger RNA of Athalia rosae (coleseed sawfly), 4053 nucleotides long. RefSeq names its product mucin-2. Bases 567 to 2765 code for a protein of 732 amino acids. The record is from RefSeq and is a predicted model, not a curated record. NCBI's taxonomy places the organism in Eukaryota, Metazoa, Arthropoda, Insecta, Hymenoptera, Athaliidae. The transcript is spliced from 13 exons.
UAAUCUCAUCUUAUCAUUCUCUCGAAUGCAAAUGGACGGAUUGCGUCACGUAUAGUUUCAAUCUCACCGAGCUGAGUGGCAAAUAUUGCGAAAAACCACAAGAAUAUUGUGAAUUGAACGAGCGCGAAUUGUGGACCGAUGAUGUUACGACGUGUGGGCGCUUUUACGUGCGCCUCCAACAACGGCUUGAUGUUAGUAACUAGUAGUAGUCGACGCGAGAAAGACCGGCCAGACCUCAAGUAGAAAGAUCCAGUCGUUGGCAGACUGCGGUUCGUGAGACGCGGAUUUGAAGUCAUAAAAAAUUGGCAUCGUUUUUUAAUUAAUAGAAAAAAAUCGAAGAAUUGAAACAAACAAACCAGUACACAAAUUCUGCGGUGUGAUUAUAAUAAAAUACUUCUAAUUUUUUCAAUCAUUUUAACUGAGUGUAAACGUUUGUAACAUAUAUUAUUCAUAAUAUAUACGUAUAAUUGUAUCAGUGAAAAACGUAACACUUGGGAUUAUUUAUUUAUUUAUUCAAUAAUUCACAGAGGAGGGGAGAUUAGAGCAAGCUUCGAUACGGCGCCAAGAUGUCGUCGACGGUAAGGGAAAGUUCACACGUAAGUCGAAAAAUAGUUACCCACGGCGGAGGGCAAAUCAGCCAAAAUCAUUCGUCGAGCACAGCGGGGAAUCUGGAGAACAAUUUAGACGCGCUUUUGGAAGACCUGCAGACAAGUGUUUCGCGAAGCGCAACCCCCGUUCGUGGAGGAAGAGCACUUUCGCCACAGGUAGAAUACAGAGCACCUGCCAACACCACAAGAAUCGUAUCCGAAGGAAGAACAACCUCGCCAACGAGAACGACUACUACAAAAACUGAAAAAUAUGUUACGACCGGAAACAGUGGUGCGGUCAGCGGUAUUCCUGGACUAGAACUUCUGGACGCUGAACUUAAAAAUGUUCAACCAGGACAAAGUAAGACAGUAGCUUACAAACAAGUGUCUUACCAAUACAAGAAUAUCGAUGGCAGUCACAAAGAUGGUGACUCAUGGGCAAUGUCGGACAACAUUCUCAACACUAGCACCUCUCCGUUGAUUGAAGAAAUUCGCGAUAGAAGCUACGAAGAAUCUCAAUCAACUCAACGUCAUCGCAGCCCUGACCCACCCAGCAAAACUUCCACUAUCAACAGGGAAUUGUUGUAUGAUACAUCUUCCACAUCGAGGUCAAGACAGACAUCGCCCCUUCCUGGUAGUCAGCACCGAGAUGUUUCCUACGUACAAGAAACUUCGAGCUACCAAGUUGAUCCUAAACCAGUACAAAGUACAGUGACAACGAUCCGCACAAAUAAGAAUGUAAAUGUGCCCCAAGAUGUUGAAACGGUUGAAUACAUUCAGAUACCUUCGCCAACUGCAGCGGUGCCAAUUAAUUUGGCGCCUGGUCCGAAUACGAAAGUAACGACGACAGUAAAAACAUAUACAUACGAACUCCCUGGCUCUCCUGAACAUUAUUUACCAGGAAGUUCGUUACCGAGGGGUGUAGUAUUGCCUGGUGAUCAAACCAUAACUUAUACCUUGCCACGUGGAGGAAGUGCAGAUAAAAGUUACACCUAUCAUACGCAGAAAGUAACAAACACUACUGUACCCGGACAAACGAUAAGCUACCAAGUGGUAUCGCCCGAUGGUCCAGGAAAUCAGAUCAGAUACGCCAGCCCACCACCCCCAGAAAUUACCACCAAAACGACCACGCACAAAGAAGCAAAAUUCUAUCGCGAAGAUCAACAUAGUUUUCCGGGAGGCAGUCCUGUUCAGAAACCAGUAAAUAAUACCGUCAUCUAUCGCACUGGACCACCCCCAGUGAACACAGAGUCAGUAACUACAGUUACGAGAAAUGAGAAGUAUUAUCAAGUUGAUGGUCAAUAUCCGAACGGAGAUGGUCCACGUAGCCCUCCUAAUGGCAGUGAUCCCGCAGGUCCAUAUGGGCCUGAUUAUAGGCCGGGUACCGAUCACCCAGAUCACGGUACUAAUACGACGACAAUAAUUUACCAAAAUCAACAUCCACCCACGAUUGAAUCUCAUACAACGAUAAAUAAAAGCCACGAAUAUUACGAGAACCGACCAUACCCGGUAGAGCCGGGUCAUCCAAUGCCUGAGAAUCAAAAGCCGGGACCACCGACUCAUACGACAAUAAAUUACUACACGACAUCCCCACCGCAAACAAAUCCGCCAAAAACGAACACUACGAUUUAUAAAUACUCAAACACUACGACGACGAUACCGCCGAAUAAAUUCCCUGACGAUCACGAAGUUCUUUUGCCAAAACCGUUCCCUAUCACUGGCGUACAAUUGUAUCCUGCAAAUGCGAAACCACCAACCCCUAAUAACGGACACGGACCUCCUGCUCAACUGGAUGAACUUAUGGCCUCGUUCUCUGACACUGAGCGGAGUGUACUAGCUGAUAUUUCUAACAAAGAGAUAGAACAACAAAAGAUUCAGAAAUCCACUGAUGCUAGUAAUCCAAAGCAAGAAGUAGAGUUUAUUCCACACACCCCACCAAAAGUACAGAGCAAGAAUUACGCUGGACCACCAGUAUAUUACCCGCCUGGUUCUGCCGAGUUUACCAAGAAGGAAGAAGCUGGAGGAGCUAUGAUGCAGUCGAGUGGAGGAUGGCAGAAAGGCAAAGCCAAAUACGAAUACGAAGCGUCUAGUAAAAGCAAGAGUAAAAGUAGCAGCGGAGCCGCAGUUGUUCCCGUCUGUUUGCCAUUAUGUUGCGCAAUGCCCUGUGUAAUUAUGUAGGAUUGGCUAUUCGUGCAUGUGACAUAAAUUUCAUAAUAGCCUGAAUAAUGUACCUUAAGGGUAAUAUUCAUAUUGCUCCAAAUUCUAUCUCGGCUAAUAAGUACGCAACAAUGUCGCACCACCGUAUCUGCUAAUCGAGUGGUAUUUUGUGAGUGAUUUUUAUUCUACGCGAGAAUAAUUAUAUAUUUUAUAUAACCCGUUCUAUCUCAUCAAUUAAUAUUUAAGUAUUCGAUAAUACAAAAAAAAACCAGCGAGAUAUUAACUAAAAAUUAUAACUAGAAGGGAACGAAAUAUGGAAAUAUAUUUGCAUCAAUAGGCUCAUACUUUAGUACCACUAUCAAUUAGUGAAAUUUUUCUAAUAUUCAAUUGAACCUUUGGUAAACAAUCUUUCAGGCAUCAGUUACCUCACAUUAAUUCACCGUUCUUGUGCCUUACUAAUUGCAAUAAUCCAAGACUAGGACAAAUAACUCUUAUUUAUUAUCCUGUAAAAAAGAUCUUGUUCAAUUGAAUUGAAUCCAAAUGACUUUGGGGCACGGACGGAUAAUCUCCGGUGAUUUUUUUUUCUAAAUUAGUUUUCUGUAACAAUCACUUUGUGCCAAAUCCGAUAUAAGUAUGUAGACAUAUGAAAGUUAUUUGUUACAAUACGUUAAAUCAGUAGAUUUGUGAACAAUGAUUCAUAUUCGCUUGUAAAAUUUAUAAAAAUAAUAUCAUCUAAUAGUUUAUAUUUAGUUAUUAAAGUGUCAGUUGCAAGCUAGAUGCCUAAGUAACUGCUUUGAUAUUAUGUGCACCAAAAGUAAAAACUUACUUGUUUUUAAAUUUACACGAAGAUCUGAUCAUACUAAAAAAUUUUGUUUAUUUUUGAAUGUACAUGCUCAGCGUACUGUUAGGAUGAUUAUAAUAUUUAUACUUAUUAAUCACAACAUAAUUCGGAAUAUUCUGUUUACUAAUUAAUUAACGAGAAGUUUAGUUCACGUAUAGUUAUUAAAAAGCCACUUGACUUCCAUAAAUAUUUACCUUUACCGAUUGUCACUGCAAGUUAAAUACUGGAUAAUGUGAUUAACUAAUCAUGGUAAAGAACCGUGAAUUAUGGUGCUAUAAUAAUUUUAAUGGUUGUAAUCGUAUAAGUCAAAACAUAAUCACGAUGCAUAACUUCCAGGCUAAGUAACGCAGAUAUUAUUAGUUUUAAACGUUUGUAAAAAGAAAGAAAAAAGUUUUUCGCCAUUCCGUGACAAACGCAGGGUGUAUACGCUUUCACGUGAAAUAAUAUAUAAUUAUACAUACCAAUGAA